Phytophthora sojae is the source of this 1029-nucleotide messenger RNA. RefSeq lists its product as hypothetical. The record is from RefSeq and is a predicted model, not a curated record. NCBI's taxonomy places the organism in Eukaryota, Oomycota, Peronosporomycetes, Peronosporales, Peronosporaceae. The coding region runs from base 1 to 1029 and encodes 342 amino acids. The transcript has a single exon. Gene Ontology annotation, biological process: transmembrane transport.
AUGUCCACGUCCAACGUCGCGCCGCAGCACCACAGCGACGCCCACCUGGCGCACCUGCACGCCGUGGGGGUGGCUCAGAGGCACGCGGAGCUGCAGCAGAGCGUGGGGCUCAAGAUCCUGCUGGGCGGCAUCGCCAACACCCUCUCCGCGGCGGCGACCAACCCCAUCGACGUGGUCAAAGUGCGACUGCAGCUGCAGGCGCUGGAGCUGACGGCCGUCACGUCCUCGGCGGCGGCGGCGGCGGCUGGCACGGUCGCGCCGACGCGGUACCUUGGCUUCGGCCACGGCCUCAAGACCAUCGUGCAGGAGGAGGGCUGGUACGGCCUGACCAAGGGCUGGCAGGCCUCGCUGCUGCGCGAGUUCAUGUACUCGGGCAUCCGCUUCGGCAUGUACGACCAGGUGAAGCAGUUCUACGAGGACAAGGUCUUCCACACGUCCCCGGCAGAGCACAGACGCACGCCGCUGUACAUCAAGCUGCUGUCCGGCGCCACGUCAGGGGGCAUCGGCAGCGCGCUCGUGAACCCCAUGGACCUCGUCAAGGUGCGCAUGCAGGCGGACCGCACGGGCACGCGCUACCUCAACAGCUUCACCUUCGCCUGCCGCAAGAUCUACCAGGAGGAGGGGCUCGUGCAGGGGUUCUACCGCGGCGUGGCGCCUACCACCUUCCGCGCCAUGGUCCUCACUGCGGCGCAGCUGCCCAGCUACGACCACAUGAAGGAGACGCUGCUGCACCACACGCCGCUGCAGGAGGGCGUCGCCGUGCACAUGAUCUGCAGCAUGUUCGCGGGCCUCACGGCUGCCACGGCGUCGUCCCCGCUGGACGUCAUGAAGACGCAGAUCAUGAACGAGACCAAGCUCGGCGGCAGGAACGUCAUGGGCCGCGCCUUCAUGCGCGUGCUGCGGACGGAGGGCAUCCCGGGCUUCUUCAAGGGCUGGCUCGCCAACUGGUUCCGGCUCGGCCCGCACACGAUCAUCUCCCUCAUGGCGUACGAGGAGCUGCGAGCCGCCAUGGGUAUCAACCCCGUGUAA